Messenger RNA from Zasmidium cellare ATCC 36951, 486 nucleotides. RefSeq lists its product as uncharacterized. The record is from RefSeq and is a predicted model, not a curated record. NCBI's taxonomy places the organism in Eukaryota, Fungi, Ascomycota, Dothideomycetes, Mycosphaerellales, Mycosphaerellaceae. The transcript has a single exon. The coding region runs from base 1 to 486 and encodes 161 amino acids.
AUGUUCUUUACAUCUCUCGCUGUCGCCACAUUGGCGGUUGGUCUUUCUGCGGCCGAUACCACUAUGGCUGGCCCCUCUGGUACCAUCGAAUCGGGCGUCAAUGGUGUUACGAUCGCUGGCCAGUCCGGUACCAUCAAGUCAGGUGCCAGUGGUGUUACUCUUGCUGGCGCCUCUGGCACAAUCCUCUCUGGACCCAAUGGUAUUACGGAAAUUGGUGCUUCUGGAACUCUCAUAUCAGGCACAAACGGCAUUGAGACUCUCAUUGGCACCGCCGGAACCCUUGUCAUGUCCAACGGCGCUGUCAUUACCCCAGCUGCCGGGAAUGAUUCUCCCACGUCUGCAGCUCCCGCUACUGGAGCCUCCUCGACCGGAAGCCCUACCACCGACUCAGCUGCUACGUACACAGGAGGCAUCGCACCGUCCGCCAUGGCCGACGUUUACAUGAUGGGAGCAAUCGCCCUUGCUGGCGCCGGUGCUCUGUUGUAG